CGGCGUCGCCCAGGAUGGCCGCCCCGAGCCACGGGCCGCGGCGGCGCUAGCGCGGAGCGCCCGACCUUCGCCCCCCGCGCGGGCGCCGGUGCCCGAGGACCACGACCGCACCAGCUGCUCCCUCGUCCCUCCCCUCGCCUGCCCCGUCCUCCUCCCCCUGCUCGCUGUCGUUGUGUGUCAGCACUUGGCUGGAGACUUGUUGAACUUGCAGGCAGAAUAGCCCGCGCCCCCGCUUCGCGCCGUGCCUUGGCCCCAGCGGAGCCGGCCUCGCCGCCCGGACCCCGCGCCCGGACCCCGCGCCCGGACCCCGCGCCCGCGCCGCCCCACUGCUCCGCGGGGCCAGACCCCCCCCGGGACGCGGUGCCCGGCGACAGGAGGAGGACUGCCCCGCCGGCCCCGGGGGAGGAGGAGGAGGAGGAGGAGGAGAAGAAGAAGGCGGACCGAGGGAACCGGGUCCCUGCGCCAGGUCCUUCCACCAGAGCUUUUUCCAUGUGGAGGCUCUUUCGAUGGACGUGUCCCCGCGUGCUUCUUAGACGGUCGGCGGUCUCCUAAAGGUCGACCAUGGUGGCCGGGACCCGCUGUCUUCUAGCGUUGCUGCUUCCCCAGGUCCUCCUGGGCGGCGCGGCCGGUCUCAUUACGGAGCUGGGCCGGAGGAAGUUCGCGGCAUCUCCUGGCCGCUCCUCGUCCCAGCCCUCGGACGAGGUCCUGAGCGAGUUCGAGUUGCGGCUGCUCAGCAUGUUCGGCCUGAAGCGGAGACCCACCCCCAGCAGGGACGCCGUGGUGCCCCCCUACAUGCUGGACCUGUACCGCCGGCACUCGGGCCAGCCGGGCGCACCGGCCCCGGACCACCGGCUGGAGAGGGCAGCCAGCCUCGCCAACACCGUGCGCAGCUUCCACCACGAAGAAUCUUUGGAAGAACUGCCAGAAAUGAGUGGGAAAACAACCCGGAGAUUCUUCUUUAAUUUGACUUCUAUCCCCACUGACGAGUUUAUCACCUCAGCAGAACUUCAGGUUUUUCGGGAACAGAUGCAGGAACCUUUGGAAAACAAUAGCAAUUUCCAUCACCGAAUUAAUAUUUAUGAAAUUAUAAAACCUGCAGCAGCCAACUUGAAGUUCCCCGUGACCAGACUUUUGGACACCAGGUUGGUGAAUCAGAACGCAAGCAGGUGGGAGAGCUUUGAUGUCACCCCUGCUGUGAUGAGGUGGACGGCACAGGGGCUUGCCAACCACGGAUUUGUGGUGGAAGUGACCCACUUGGAGGAGAAUCAAGGUGUCUCCAAGAGACACGUCAGGAUUAGCAGGUCUUUGCACCAAGACAAGCACAGCUGGUCACAAAUCAGGCCACUGCUAGUAACGUUUGGCCACGAUGGGAAAGGACACCCCCUCCACAAAAGAGAAAAGCGUCAAGCAAAACACAAACAGCGCAGACGCCUUAAGUCCAGCUGUAAGAGACACCCUUUGUACGUGGACUUCAGUGACGUGGGGUGGAAUGACUGGAUCGUAGCUCCCCCGGGGUACCACGCCUUUUAUUGCCAUGGGGAAUGCCCCUUUCCCCUGGCAGAUCACCUGAACUCCACUAACCACGCCAUUGUUCAGACGUUGGUCAACUCGGUUAAUUCUAAGAUCCCCAAGGCGUGCUGUGUACCAACAGAACUCAGUGCUAUCUCCAUGCUGUACCUUGAUGAAAACGAAAAGGUUGUAUUAAAGAACUAUCAGGACAUGGUUGUAGAGGGUUGUGGGUGUCGUUAGCACAGCAAAAUGAAAUAUAUAUAUAUAUAUAUAUGUGUGUGUGUAUAUAUAUAUAUUUCUAAUAUAUAAAUAUAUAUAUUAGAAAAAAGCAAAAAAAAAAAAACAAGUUGACACUUUAAUAUUUCCCAAUGAAGACUUUAUUUAUGGAAUGGAAUGGAGAAAAAAAAGAAAAACACAGUUAUUUUGAAAAUAUAUUUAUAUCUACAAAAAAAGUUGGGAAAACAAAUAUUUUAAUCAGAGAAUUAUUCCUUAAAGAUUUUAAAAUGUAUUUAGUUGUACAUUUUAUAUGGGUUCAACCCCAGCACAUGAAGUAUAAUGGUCAGAUUUAUUUUGUAUUUAUUUACUUAUUAUAACCACUUUUUAGGAAAGAUAGCUAAUUUGUAUUUAUAUGUAAUCAAAAGAACUAUUGGGUUUGUACAUAAUUUUCCAAAAAUUGUAGUUAUUUUCAGUUGUGUGUAUUUAAGAUGAAAAGUCUACAUGGAAGGUUACUCUGGCAAAGUGCUUAGCACAUUUGCUUUUUUGCAGUGCUACUGUUAAGGUCACAAGUUCAAGUCCAGAAAAAAAAGUGGAUAAUCCACUCUGCUGACUUUCAAGAUUAUUAUAUUAUUCAAUUCUCAGGAAUGUUGCAGAGUGGUUGUCCAAUCCAUGAGAACUUACGUCCUUAUUAGGUGGAAUAUUUGGAUAAGAACCAGACAUUGCUGAUCUAAUAUAGAAACACUCCCCUACCCCUUUAAUUUUCAGAAAAAAUAAAGCAGGACCAAUAGAAAUAAUGAGGAAAAUGAUAAACCUGCAGGAAAGUGAAUGAUGGUUUGUUGUUCCUCUUUCCUAAACUAGUGAUCCCUUCAAAGGGGUUGGUCUGGCCAAAGUAUUAAAAUAAAACAUAAGAUUUCUUUAUUAUUAA
This is a messenger RNA of Nyctereutes procyonoides (raccoon dog), 2650 nucleotides long. RefSeq names its product bone morphogenetic protein 2 (gene BMP2). Lineage: Eukaryota; Metazoa; Chordata; Mammalia; Carnivora; Canidae. Gene Ontology annotation, cellular component: extracellular region. Gene Ontology annotation, molecular function: BMP receptor binding; cytokine activity; growth factor activity. Gene Ontology annotation, biological process: negative regulation of transcription by RNA polymerase II; BMP signaling pathway; SMAD protein signal transduction. Bases 562 to 1749 code for a protein of 395 amino acids. The transcript is spliced from 3 exons. The record is from RefSeq and is a predicted model, not a curated record.